Dendroctonus ponderosae (mountain pine beetle) is the source of this 1456-nucleotide messenger RNA. RefSeq names its product WASH complex subunit 1. Gene Ontology annotation, molecular function: alpha-tubulin binding; gamma-tubulin binding; actin binding. The record is from RefSeq and is a predicted model, not a curated record. Bases 71 to 1405 code for a protein of 444 amino acids. Gene Ontology annotation, cellular component: early endosome; WASH complex; recycling endosome. The transcript has 2 exons. Gene Ontology annotation, biological process: retrograde transport, endosome to Golgi; exocytosis; Arp2/3 complex-mediated actin nucleation. NCBI's taxonomy places the organism in Eukaryota, Metazoa, Arthropoda, Insecta, Coleoptera, Curculionidae.
AUCUAUGGGCAUAACCUUGCUUUUUUAUUUUCUAACUCUUUGAUGUAGUGGUAAACAAUAGAGCAAAACAAUGUCGCAUUAUAAAAUUCAAACUAUCCCGCAUAAUUUAAGCAAAGAGGAAACCAUCGUCCAAAUGGUGGAAAUUCUCGAUCAUCUGGACGCUAUCACCCAAGAUGUGUUUUCCAGAGUGGGCAAAAGGUUGGAGGAGAACAAUGCAAAGUUAUCCAGCAUAUUCAAGCGAAUAGAUGCUGCCUCCGCCAAAGUGGCCAAUCUGAAAGGGGAUAAGAAGGCGAAAACCGUAUUUUCCAGUAGUAAGUAUCCGGCGGCGGAUAUCAAUAGGGACUAUGUGUCCAUUUUCAAGGAGCCCGUCACGGUUGAAAGGGUGCGACAUGAAGUGCCCCAUGGAAAGCGCGUAUCCACCUUUGAGCCUGUGUCAAAGUUGCAGUUUUACCACGUUAAAGUGCCCGAGAUGAACAAUAAUCAAGUGCCAGAAGGGCUCGGGGAUGUACCAAAUGAUAUCAGCUGUGUAAACGACCUGUUGCUGUUCAACACCGGCAAGAAUGUGUAUAAGGAUUUCAAGCCUAACGACUACUGCAAAAGCCCAACGAUUAUCAGGCAGAAAGACAAUUACGCUACUUCAGAACUAGGGGCUGCGCCCGUUUCCAUAAGCCAGAGAGCAUCAAUGCAGCAGGCGAAUAAAGACAGUUACUUUUACACUCCGAAAAUCGAACAAUUACCUGCCUUGGAUGUGCCUUGGGAUUUGCCCAAUCUGCCAGGCAUAGCUGACGAUGUUCGGUAUGAAGUCGAAGGCUCUGAAGCUGCGAUCAUCAGUCCAUCGGCUGUUAACAGCAGUCAAGUGGUAGAUGUGGAUUUGCCAGACAUUUCCACUUUUACAGCAGUGGAAGUUCCUUCACCGCCCCCACCUCCACCUUUAAUAGAUAUUCCAUUGCCACCACCGAUAGAGCAGAUGCCAGUAGAAGCACAAAAAACUGCCCAACCAGAUAAACCCCCAUCGGUUCCUCAACCGCCAGUUCACAUGGCACCGCCACCGCCCGUUCACAUGGAACCGCCUCCGCCAGUCCCAACACUCCAAAGUGACCCCAGAGCCAGUCUGAUGGAUGCAAUUAGGAAGGCUGGGGGCUCCAAGGUUCUACGGAAAACGAAUGAGCAGUCCCAAGCUAGUGCCCCCAAAGGGGGCGACUUGAUGGCAGAUUUGCAUCUGAAGCUGCAGAUGAGGAGGAAAGGAAUAUCUGGGUCUAAACAGACUGAUCAGGGACAUCUGGGAGGGGCUGACUCUGCAUUUGCCAGAAUGUCUUCGAUCAUUCCUCCACCUACCAAAAGCAGCGAUAUGGGCAGCAGUGUUUCUACUGAUGAUGAUGAUGAUGAUGCUUGGAAUGAUGAUUAAAUUGUAUAAGAUAGUAUUAUUAUUGAAUAUAUAUUUUUUGUAAAUAGCAAA